AUGUCAAACAGUCCAAGAAACGUCUAUCAGCCCAAAAAAAUGCUUAUCCCGUUUCUGUCUCUUGAAGGAUACUCUUCAUCUCCUCUAACCAACUGGUUAAACAGCACCGUACUUGGGGCUGGGUCAGCGAGUACGAAGCUCUAUCUAAGAAGUAUCGACGUGCGGCUCAACCAUCCAGGGCACGAGAUCUGCAACCAAAAUUUUCCACACUUCCAUCACCACCUUCACCUGAAGGACACUAAUACUACAGCCUGCUUUACAUGUGUUUUCUUUUCUUCUUCCUUCAACUUUUAUUUCCUUGUCAUCUUCCUAGCACUGUCCCGUCACUUGCUUUCAAACCUUUUCGCCCCAGCUUCACUUCCACCUCAUCGACUCAUCGCAACGCUCUCCUCAUCAUCCGCCCGUCCUGCCAAAUUCAAGGCCCCCAUGCCGUGUAUUUUCUGGCCUGCAUAUAGCGCAUCUGAUGUAAGCUUUCCUCCUUUGUGCUUACACUCUAAUAAACAAAGGAUAGACCACUAA
Messenger RNA from Dujonia railenensis, 519 nucleotides. The record is from the annotation of a GenBank genome assembly. NCBI's taxonomy places the organism in Eukaryota, Fungi, Ascomycota, Pichiomycetes, Serinales, Debaryomycetaceae.